Prosopis cineraria is the source of this 1023-nucleotide messenger RNA. RefSeq names its product acid phosphatase 1-like. Gene Ontology annotation, molecular function: acid phosphatase activity. The transcript has 3 exons. NCBI's taxonomy places the organism in Eukaryota, Viridiplantae, Streptophyta, Magnoliopsida, Fabales, Fabaceae. Bases 140 to 949 code for a protein of 269 amino acids. The record is from RefSeq and is a predicted model, not a curated record.
UUCGGGCAUGGGGCAUUAAAGUAAUUGUACUGUUCUUUGUUUUUCGGGGGGUGAAUCCACAGUAAAUAUGUCUAUAUAUCCUGAAAAAACUUCAACUCCGAUUUGAGAGGUCGCUACCGGAAGGACGUACCCAAUACAGAUGAUGAAAGCCACGAUGGUACAACGAGCGGUGGAAGGCCUAACGUUAUUUGCGGCCAGAAUACUAAACACGGUGGUGGUGGUGCUGGUGAAGAUGCACAGCACAUGGUCUCCGUCGUCGUCUGCGGCGGCGGAGGACGAUGAUGAUGAUAAUGAUACUGGGUACGGUCUGAGCUGGAGGUUAGCUGUGGAAGCAAACAAUGUGGGUCCAUGGCAAACAGUGCCGGCAAGAUGCUACAGACACGUUCAGAAGUACAUCAUGGAAGGACAGUACCAGAAUGAUGUCCAACUCAUCGCCGACCAGAUUCUCAAUUACGCCCGCGAAAUCCCUCUCUCCUCCGACGGCUUCGACGCCUGGGUUUUCGACGUCGACGACACCUGCAUCUCCAACAUCAACUAUUACAAAACUCUCAGAUUUGGGUGUGACGCAUUCGAUAAGGUGAAGUUCAAGGAGUGGAUAACGAAGGGAGCAUGCCCUGCGAUCCCAUCCGUCUUGAAAGUGUUCAACACAUUGACAGAGAAAGGCUUCAAAGUGUUCUUGCUCACUGGUAGAGACCAAGCCAUUCUCGGCAACAUCACUACCCGCAACUUGCAUUCCCAAGGCUUCACUGCUUACUACCGUCUCAUUUUGAGGCAAGGAGAAUACAAAGGAGAGAGUGUAUCGAAGUACAAAUCAGAGAAGCGAAAGGAGAUAGAAAGAGAAGGAUAUAGAAUAUGGGGGAAUGUAGGAGAUCAAUGGAGCGAUCUUCAAGGUUACUCUUUAGGGAAUCGUACUUUUAAGCUUCCUAAUCCGAUGUAUUUCAUCGCUUAAUUAAUAUUACUUACACAGUACUCUAAUUAAUCUCUAGUUAUACCAAUUAACAACAUCCAUUAGAUGCUAGCUAA